Molecule: messenger RNA, 600 nt
Organism: Gastrolobium bilobum
Lineage: Eukaryota; Viridiplantae; Streptophyta; Magnoliopsida; Fabales; Fabaceae
Product: transcription factor SRM1-like
Exons: 2
Coding region: 1-600 (199 amino acids)
Molecular function (GO): DNA binding
Source: RefSeq, a predicted model, not a curated record
AUGUCUCAACUUGCUCAGCAAGAGAAUAAUGCAAAUGGAGCGAUGACACAGUGGACUAGGGAAGACGACAUUGCCUUUGAAGACGCCCUCGCCAUCAUCCCAACAGGCAUGCCUGAGCCAGAGUAUUGGGAGAAAGUAGCCGCUCUUGUCCCUGGAAAAUCACCGGCGGAGGUCCGAAAUUAUUAUUGGGUAUUGUUCCAUGGCUUGUUAGAGAUUGAGACGGGUCGAGUGCCGUUACCGCACUUGUUGCUGGUGCCGAUGGAGGCCAACAGAUGUAACUGUGAAAAGAAGAGGUUGACAUGGACAGAAGAGGAACACAGGUUAUUUCUCGCUGGGCUGCAGAUAAUUGGCAAGGGAGAUUGGAAAAACAUUGCUAGAUAUUUUGUUAAGACAAAAAAUGCAACACAAAUUGCUAGUCAUGCCCAAAAAUACUCCCUUCAUCUCGCUCAAGGUGCCCAAAAGAAGGAAAGGAAAAGAACAAGCAUCCAUGACAUAACCUUAAAUGCUGAAAUCGACAUUGUGGUUCCUGCUGAUGAUGUUCAAGUUCUUCAACACUUACAAAAAUUGCAACAGGCACAGCAAUUGAGGGACACACAAUAA